UCCUAGCAGAGAAGAGCGAGAGCAGUCAGUCAGAUUGGUGUUCUUGAAGGAAGCAGAGAGAGAGAGAUGCCUAACAUGGGAGUAGGAGUUGAUGUCGUCUGGCUGGGGUCGCGGUGGCCCAACAGCAUCGGGGUGGCCAUUGACAUGAGCGGCCCCUUGCUGAACCGCGCAGUCCACGGCUUCCUCAAAGUCGGCGCCGUUGCCGCUUGCAAGGUGGCCGCCGAGGACGCAUUCGAGUGGCUCAGCUCAGGGGCUGAUUCAAAGCACAAGCACGCGCUGAAGAGAAUGUGCAAUGAGGGUGCAUAUUGGGGUGCUGUUGCUGGAGUUUAUGAGGCCACGGCGCACGGAGUGGAACAGAUCCGAGGUCGCAGUGACUGGAAGAAUGCGCUGAUCGGAGGCGCCUUAACCGGAGCUCUCAUCUCUGCUGCCACUGCCACUGCCGGCAGCAGCAACGACAAGCAGAGAGGCAAGGUGAUCAAGGAUGCCAUCGCCGGCGGAGCCGUUGCAACGGCUGUUGAGUUCAUCAACCGCCGCAGUCGCGUCGAUUUGGUCCCCAUUACAUCUGGCGAUGCCAAUGAAAUUGCCACCACCUGGGAACGCCAAGACGCCACUGAUGCGGGCCGAGGAACUCGGCAAGCGAGCAAGGAUUCAGAUCCAGUAGCCUUUGAAUGGGACAGGCCGGCCCGGCCUGUUUUAGGAAAAGGUGUUCUUCCUUCUUCAUCAGAAGAAGAAAAAGGAGGAGAAGGAAAACGGGGGGAAGAAGAUUCCUAGAGAAGAGUGCUCGGCCGCACAGCUUGUUGUAUUGUAUCCAAUAAAAUUAUUGUAUGCGGUAACACGUAUACUGA
Phragmites australis (common reed) is the source of this 845-nucleotide messenger RNA. RefSeq names its product outer envelope pore protein 16, chloroplastic-like. Gene Ontology annotation, cellular component: chloroplast outer membrane. Gene Ontology annotation, molecular function: amino acid transmembrane transporter activity. Bases 67 to 771 code for a protein of 234 amino acids. The record is from RefSeq and is a predicted model, not a curated record. The transcript is spliced from 5 exons. Gene Ontology annotation, biological process: protein import into chloroplast stroma. Lineage: Eukaryota; Viridiplantae; Streptophyta; Magnoliopsida; Poales; Poaceae.